This is a messenger RNA of Serendipita indica DSM 11827, 534 nucleotides long. NCBI's taxonomy places the organism in Eukaryota, Fungi, Basidiomycota, Agaricomycetes, Sebacinales, Serendipitaceae. The record is from the annotation of a GenBank genome assembly.
AUGGCCACCGAACUCGCAAAUUCGAGUUCAAAUGAUCCACUGCAGACACUCGAGUCGUCGUCAGCCUCUGCCAGCCCAGCGGUGUCCCUCACCUUUCUGCUCUUGUCCGGCAAACGUAAGACGCUCGAGUUUGAACAGACGGAGACGAUAGCAAACAUCAAACAGCGUCUGGUAAACGAGUGGCCUCCAGAAUGGCAAGAUGAAGUCAAACCAGCAUCUAUAGCGUCCAUUAGACUGCUCUUUCUUGGCCGACUGCUCGCAGACGACGAAGUCUUAUCAGCAAAUCCGCGAUUCGCACCGCUCCCUGCACCCCCAAGCAUCGUCCACCUGUCUGUGCGGCCUCUGACGACUAGGCAUGCCUCCGGUACCGCAAGUCUCAAAAAGGGAGCCCUCUUACGCGCCGUCUCCCUCUCUGGUCGCACAAAUGCACCAGCCAGUCCACAAACUACGCAUCCACCGACAACAACGCAACCCCUAGAACCCGUCUCGGAGCAGACGGAAUCAUCAGGCUGCUGCGGUUGCGUCGUACUGUAG